AUGACUGAAUCAGCUACUGAACAGGUGGUAAUGACUCCAAAAGGAAAAACUGGAACCUCUACAACGAUCAUGAUCGAACGAAAACUAAUACAAAAGACUAAUGAAAAAAUGCACGUAGCCGGUGGACAACACACUGGAAUUAUAAUUAAUAAAGAGGCAGCUGUAGAAAACGGUGACGCACAUACAGCAGCUCAACUCUCCCUAGUAUUUAAAGUAUUCCUUAUAAACGCCCAAACAAAAAAGCACACACAGGAAUCCCGAACCCUGAGAUUCUGGUUCCGAGCCCCCAAAAACUGCCAAGACAAUUUGUGCGAGGAAAAUCAAGCAGGCGUAGCACAAGAUUUCUUCAGAGAACUAGUCAGCCCAAAAGAAUUUCCACGAGAUUAUGUGGGUUUUAUAAAGAAAAUAAUGAAACUUAUGCAACACAAUUACACAGAAAUAAGCAAGUUGGAGGUGGAGCUUAAAAUACUUGAAGAACCAGUAGAUGUACCCACAAGACCACCUAAACCAGGGUACCACCGUAUAGACUUAAACAACCAGUUACCCUGUUUAUACAGAUCAGUGUCUGCAGAAGAAAGCAUCUUGGGCAACAUAAAGAUAUUGACAAGAGAAAAAGUCCUGGAGAUAAUCGAAUCAGCUUAUCCCAAUCCUGUCACAAUUCAAGAUAUUGCCAAAGAAAAUAGUUGGGAUGAAGAAGAAGUCGCCCACCAUUUCUCCGAUCUCCAAUCCAGACAGUUGGUCAAAGCUAUGGACCACGGUGCUUUUACACGUCAACAAAGCCAAGACACUCAAGUUACCAUAGUCAAGCAAAUGCCCACUAUAACUAGUUCGAAGCAGCCCACCAUUGCUAUAAUAACGGCACAGUAUUGCGAAAAAUUGGCUGUAGACGCUAUGAUUGAGAAUAAAGAGACUUUUGUUAGAUACACAACUGUUGGUCCAUCGAGUCCCACAGGUGAUUAUAGCAAAUCAAGAUUUGGUGAAUCUAAUGUAUACACUCUUGGAAAUAUAGGAGCUCACAGAAUCGUAUGUACAAAAUUACCCACUGUAGGCCACACAAGAGAAGCUAUGACAGCUGCUGGAAACACAACAACUAGAUUAUUAGGUACAUUCCAGAAGGUAGACUAUGUCUUUCUAGUUGGAGUAGGAGGCGGCGUACCUCACUACACCGAUUACAACAAACACGUUCGGCUUGGAGAUGUCGUAGUAUCAUGUCCAACAAGAAAUAAAAGUAUUUAUUUGUAUUGCGAAAACGCAGAAGUAUCAGAUAAAGGUUAUCAAUUCGAAAUAAAAAACUACAGUCCAAACAACUUUUGUCUACAAGAAAUCUCGACGCAAUUAAAAGUUUCUGCCGACCAAGAUUCGUCCCCAACACCCCCAUGGUUGACCUACCUAAACAAGGGGCUCAAUAUACUGUCAUCGCAAAAAGAGCCUGAUUUUAACCCACCUAAUGCCGAAACUGAUAAGUUAUAUAUGAGCAUCGGAGAGAGGGACCUCAUUGAAGUGGCGCAUCCUGUACCGCAAGAUGGCAGCGUCAAAAGACUAGAGGGCUGUCCACGGAUCCACUUAGCCCCAGUAGCUUCAGGCCGUCAAGUAGUCAAAGAUGACAGGUUGAGACAACAAUUUGCAGCUCAAGUUGGUGCAUUGGCUUUUGAUUGCGAAUUUGAUGCUGUGAUCGAAUCGAUUCUAGGAAACUGUAAAGAUAGUUUUGUGUGUAUAAGAGGUAUUUCUGAUUACAAAGACGGUACAAGACGGAAAGAAUGGCAACCCUAUGCAGCUCUGGCAGCCUCAAGCGUUAUGAAAAGCAUCAUUUGUGGCAUGGAAGCACCUACUAAUGUCUAG
Molecule: messenger RNA, 1839 nt
Organism: Ceutorhynchus assimilis (cabbage seed weevil)
Lineage: Eukaryota; Metazoa; Arthropoda; Insecta; Coleoptera; Curculionidae
Source: the annotation of a GenBank genome assembly